CACUGCAGGUGGAGCUAUCUCUUCACCCUCCCUCCCUCCCGCCCACACACACACACACGCACACAAAAUAGAUAGAAGCUGAAGGUAUUUGUUGUAAGGAGGACACUUUUGAACAGGCAGUGUUUGAGGUAACAUGGAACAGAAGAACACACCAGUGACCGGUGGCGUAGGCAUACUUCAUAGAGUCAAAGAUGGGAAGCAUCACUAUGAAGUGGACACCGUUUUUAAGGACGGGAAAGACAAAACAAGAUUUUUCAUGAGAACAGGAGAUCAACUCUUGAAGAUGAAUGGAUUCGACAUGGAGGAUUUAUCCCCAGAGAUGUUUGCAGACCUGUUGUCUAAAGGCAGUCCUAUGCUGGCAGUCCACCACCCUGGGGUAAGGGGUGACCCUGAGGAGGCUCCAGAGAAAACAGGGGGCUUCUGUCCGUUCUACAAAGAGGAGACUGUCCUGACGAUCUCCAUGAACAUGGUGACUGACCCAAACCUGCAGGUCUGUUGUCAGGAAGAUGAAGAUCUCCAGGGAGAUGAAGAUCUCCAGGGAGAUGAUGACUGUGAGCUGGAGACUGUUCUGCUAGUCAAGAUGGUGGGCACUACGGUGGCUGUGGUGAGAGGCCGGGGCUGUCUAGACGGGGAGACCUGCAAGGACUGUGGCACCACAGACUGCACUCUUGACGACAUUGUGUUCGUGUCAGAAAGGGUUGAAGACAACAAGCAAAAAAACAUUGCUAUCCAUGACUACAGAAGUCAAAUGUUUCUAACUCACAAGGCAAACACGGCCUGUUUGAAGGAAACACGAGCAAAAAUGUCAAUUUACUAUUACGAGUCAGAUCAAGUGGAUGGUAUAGGUGAAAGUAAAGGAAUGCCAGUUGUCUUGAAGUUUACGGAUUCUGACAAGUUCCUAAAAUGUUCCAGAACUGGCGAUGAUGUGACUUUGAGUGUCAUGUCAUGCCAGAAAGACCUGAAGUUUAUCCCUAAGAACGAUAAGGAGAAAUUGUCAUUUGUCUUCUACAUGAAGAAAGACCAGAGCAAAGGGCAUCUUUUAGAGUCCGCAAGCUGUGAGGGCUGGUUUCUUCGUGCUCUCUCAUCCAAAGUGGUUGUAAAAAAACGUGACCCAAAACAAGAGGAUUCACUGUACUUUUUCAUCCGUAGCAUUUCUGAAUCUAAGUAAUUGAAAAAAGACGCACAACCAUUUAAUAUAAAAACAAGGUUAUAGGCCAUUUGCAUGUAACUGUCAUUGUAUACAUUUAUACUAUCAUCUCACUUUAAACAAUACAUUUUCUUUUAGGAAUUAAGUCACCUGUCGGAAACAGGAAUAAACUUCAUACCGUGUUGAAAGCAUGGUCUUUUAUUUAUAUCUGACAUUAAUAAUGUUACAUAGUGUUACAUAAUCAUUUCAAAUAGCACAUCUUCUGAGAUAGCACACCUUCAAGCAUAUAAACAUAUUACUUAAUUUCUCCAUGACUCCAUUGUUUCAAUUAUAUCAGUAAUGUUAGACUGUGCAUCUGAUCAAAUAAAAACAAAUAAACGAGUAUAUUACUGUC
Clupea harengus (Atlantic herring) is the source of this 1541-nucleotide messenger RNA. RefSeq lists its product as uncharacterized. Gene Ontology annotation, molecular function: cytokine activity. NCBI's taxonomy places the organism in Eukaryota, Metazoa, Chordata, Actinopteri, Clupeiformes, Clupeidae. The record is from RefSeq and is a predicted model, not a curated record. Gene Ontology annotation, biological process: positive regulation of gene expression; cellular response to lipopolysaccharide; cytokine-mediated signaling pathway.